AUGCCACAAGUCAAUCCCGAAGUCUUCCACGCCAAAGUAUACGACAUCACUCGCCUCAUCCCGCACGGCCGCGUGACAUCCUACGGCCACAUCGCAAGGCUGACGGGACACCCCUCGCACUCUCGCCUUGUUGGAGCCGCGCUCAAAUUCCUCCAAGAUCCCACCGUUCCUUGGCACCGCGUCAUCUCAUCUUCCGGGGCCAUCGCUGACAGAGGCGACGGCGGUCACGCUGCUACACGCCAAGCACAGCUGCUUCAGCAAGAAGGUGUCACCGUCAUUCAUGGUAGAGGCGAAGGCGUCACGAUCGACUUUGGUCAUGCCAACCCGAAUGCUAAAUUCAGGGUUAGCAUGGGCGCUUUUGGGUGGUUCCCGGAUCAAGUGCACUUGGAAGGGUACGACGAUGAAGAGACGGAUGGGCAGGAUGCGGAUCAGCAGAGGCUCGAAAGCAUUCGAGACCAACGCAGAGGACAGCCCGAAGACGACGAGUCGGACUUGAGCGAACUCACCGACGAAGAGUAG
Sporisorium graminicola is the source of this 519-nucleotide messenger RNA. RefSeq lists its product as uncharacterized. NCBI's taxonomy places the organism in Eukaryota, Fungi, Basidiomycota, Ustilaginomycetes, Ustilaginales, Ustilaginaceae. Gene Ontology annotation, biological process: DNA repair. Gene Ontology annotation, molecular function: catalytic activity. The record is from RefSeq and is a predicted model, not a curated record. The transcript has 2 exons. Bases 1 to 519 code for a protein of 172 amino acids.